Molecule: messenger RNA, 1189 nt
Organism: Lolium rigidum
Lineage: Eukaryota; Viridiplantae; Streptophyta; Magnoliopsida; Poales; Poaceae
Product: protein LURP-one-related 8-like
Exons: 2
Coding region: 72-869 (265 amino acids)
Source: RefSeq, a predicted model, not a curated record
CCCUCGCUCCACAAAUCAGAGAACCAAACACCACCACCAUUUGAUUCCCAUUUCACUUCCAUCACACCCGUAUGUGCCCGCUGCUCCCUGGUACUAGCAGACAAGCCAACAUGAGCAGGAUCCACCCUUCCGAUCGCCGCGGCGACCAUGGUGCCCGGCGUGCCGCGUCGGCGGCGAGGCCAGGUCAGGAGCAGCCGGCGGUGUACACUGUGUGGAAGAGGUCCAGCAUGGGGUUCCAGGGCACCGACGGCUUCUCCGUCUACGACGCCGCCGGGAGGCUCGCCUUCCGCGUCGACAACUACGCCCGCCGCCCCAAGGCCUUCGCCGGCGAGCUUCUGCUCAUGGACGGCCGUGGUGCCCCUCUCCUGUCCCUCAGGCCGCAGAUUUUUAGUCUGCACGACCGAUGGAACUGUUACAGAGUUGCACCAGAAGAAGACUGCCCGGACAGCACGGACGGGAGCUCCACCGCGCCGCAGCCGGCAACGCAGCAGCAGCUCUUCACGAUGAGUAAGUGUGCGGCUUUGCAGAGCACCGACGACGCGGAGGUCUUCAUGUCAUCGGCCUCGACGACAUCAGGGCGUGGCUGCCGGGCCCACCCUUCUCCACCUCCCGGCUUCCGUGUGGAGGGCUGCUUCUCCAGGAGGAGCUGCAAGAUCACCGGGAGCGACGGCCACGAGGCGGCGCGGAUAUGCAAGAAGAAAUCCGGCGCGUCGUCUACGGUGGCGUCCAGGCCGGUCUCGCUCGGCGACGACGUGUUCAGCCUGGUCGUUCGGCCGGGCGUGGACGCCGCGACGGUCAUGGCUAUCGUUGUCGUCAUGGACCGGAUCUGCCGGAAGCCGUACGCGCCGAUGGCCUGCUCUUCGCAGUAGUGUCCAAUAGCAUAGCAGUCAGUUAACACUUACAUCAGUCAAUAGAAUUCUUUGUCCUUCGUUGGAUGGACCCGAGAACUGCCGCUCAUAGACGCCGCCCACUUCAUCAAGACAUUCCUGAUGUCAGAGAAUUGUUUUUCAGAGUAUCUGUUUUAGUGUCAUUCAGACAAUUGUACCGAUUGUAAGAGUAGCAUGCCGUGACGCCAACGGUGAGAUUCAGAGUAGCAGUAGAUGAUACGUAUUUAGUAAGUAUUCAGCAAUGAUUAAGUUGGGGGUAAACCCCUUUUCUCAACAUAAAAAAGAAGCUAAGUCUUCAGCAA